This is a messenger RNA of Triticum aestivum (bread wheat), 598 nucleotides long. Its product is annotated as avenin-like b1. The transcript has a single exon. Gene Ontology annotation, molecular function: nutrient reservoir activity. Lineage: Eukaryota; Viridiplantae; Streptophyta; Magnoliopsida; Poales; Poaceae. The coding region runs from base 43 to 495 and encodes 150 amino acids. The record is from RefSeq and is a predicted model, not a curated record.
UAACCAAAUAUAUAUAUCAAAUCAAACUAAUAACCAGACAUCAUGAAGACCUUGUUCAUCCUCGCUCUCCUCACCCUCGAGGGGACCAACGCUGUUGCGCAGUUGGACACUACCUGUAACCAGGGCUCCGAGCAAUGUCAGCAGCAGCAACAACCAUGGCAACAAUGGCAGCAGCAGAUGGACCCAUGUGUGCAAUUCCUGCGGCACCAAUGCAGCACAGUGACACUGCCAUUUGUGCAGUCGCGUAUGUGGCAACUUAGCAGUUGCCAUAUAAUGCGACACCAGUGCUGCCAGCAGCUAGCGCAGAUCCCAGAACAGUUCAGGUGCCAUGCUAUCCACAACGUGGCUCAAGCCAUCAUGCAGCCGCAGCCCCAACAGCAGUGGCAGGGCAUGUACCAGCCCCAGCAACAAGCUCCGCUUGAGAUCAUGAUGAUGUCGCUUCAGAUCUUGCCGUCGAUGUGCAGCGUGUACGUCCCGGCAUACUGCCAGGUGUAGCGGUGGAUGAGUCUGUGAAUCAGUAAGAGUGCCUGUACUAGUUGCAACUUGGAAAUAACAACCAACAUCUGUUUCUGGAUGAAUAAAGGAUUUUCCUGACUAA